Molecule: messenger RNA, 6090 nt
Organism: Papilio xuthus (Asian swallowtail)
Lineage: Eukaryota; Metazoa; Arthropoda; Insecta; Lepidoptera; Papilionidae
Exons: 6
Coding region: 693-3434 (913 amino acids)
Source: RefSeq, a predicted model, not a curated record
AUUAGAACUUAGUCCAUAAAACUGAUGCUUAACUUAAAAAAAAAGUAUAAAAGUGAGACCUUAUUUAAGUGUGUAACAAUUUAAAAUAAAGUACAAAAAUGCCUCCAAAAAAACGAGGUGGUAGGUCUAUUGGAAGUGUAAAAGCAAAAUUGUGUACACGCGUUCGCAAAAAUCAAAAUACAAUUCCAAAUUGUCUUCCUGGAUUAAGUUUUGACUUACUUACUGGUUUGUUUUUUCUUUACACCUAUUCAAUACUUAUUUUUAUAAUUUGUAAUGGUUAAAUAGAAAUUUGAAGUAAGAAAGUGGCGGCAAUGUUGGUUGGAGUCCUUUUAGAUGAAAUUGUGUCGACCAGGUUCACUGUAUAGUUAAUAAAGGGGCUCUUAAUGCCCAUUGUUUUGCUUGCAAUCCAAUUUUGGUUAUGCCAUGUAUGUGUUAUGAGGUAUAAAUGCAGAAGAUGCAACAUAGGCUUGUCAGAACAAUGUCAAGUGUAAAUCUUAAUCUCUAUCUGCCCCUCCAGGUCAACGCUGGUCUAAGGGUAACAGUUGUUAUAUCUGCUAAUCAAAAUUAAAUAAACUUGAUUGCAACAUUAUAUAAACCUAAAAUUGAGAGAUGUGUAUUGUAUUGUUGUAGAGAAUGCAUUGACCACAAAUAGUAAGAGAACAAGAAAAGUGACAACAACGGCUAACAAUGAAAUGCAGAUCAAAUUAUCAAAUGAAGUAAUUGAAGCAGACAUAACGAAGGAAGGAACACUGCUCACUGAAAAUGAACCCAAAAAACUGAGGAUCACACGGAAUAACUUUGUGAAGUCACAGCCAAAGAUUGAGUGUGCUGAAGAUGAUGAAAUAAAGACCGAUUUGCCUUUAAAUGUUCAGUCAGUGAAAUUGAUAUCAAAUCAAGGAAGUAAAGAUGCUCCUGUGUCAAGGAAAAGAAAACUAGUCAAAAAUAUUUCACCAGAGUCUGACGACUCAAGUACGACAACAAAGCGCCGAUGCAAAACAAAAGGAGGUGUAAAUAAGAACAGCAUAACAAUAAGAAAGCAAACCAACAAUAAGAAUAGAAAAAAAGUUAUAAAGAGCAAAAAGUCGCCGGCCUUCGAGCAAACGGUCAGCUGUGAGCCGCCGCACACUUCCCCGCGGAAAGUUACAGAACUUAGAAAUAAAAAGUCGUUCAACUUCGAGGUCACAAUAAGCGGGGACUCGCCCCCGCCCCCGCCCCGGGGCCCCGAGCCCUCCGCGUCCUCGCCCCCGCCCCGGGAACCCGAGCACUGCGCGCCCUCACCCUCCCCCUGCCCCUCGUGGACUCGCGACAUCUCCAGUUCCAGCGCCGUCACCUGCCUCACCGUGCGCACAGACGACAUCGUGCGCAUCGACAACAAGCUGCCGCUGCUGCGCCUCACCGACGUCGCCCGCGCGCCCCGCCCCGCCCCGCGACCCCCAUCUCGCCCCGCACGCACCCCCUCUCCCUCUCCCUCUACCUCCUCCAACUCCACCUCCACCUCCAGCACGAGCUGCUCGAGCGCGACGUGCUCCCUCGCCCGCUCCUCCGCAGAUCCGCACGAUGACGACAUCGACAGAGCGCUCCAAAAAUUAACUACAGAGUUUAAAAAAAAGGACGUGGAAAUGUUCGAUUUGGUCGUUUGCGAAAAUAUAAACGACAGUUCCGCCCUCCGGAACUUCCGCAAACGAGUGUGUAAAGCGCUGGCGGAAGAGAGCGAAGUGAUUGCACAUUGUAACGCUUUAAAAAAAUUACUAAUCCACGAUUAUGAGGAUUUAUUUUCUGAUAUCGAUCCGUGUGAAAACCAAGAGGUCGACCGACUCCCGGAUAAACAAUUUAUUAAACCUCGCGAUGUAAGAAAAUCUACCCGGUGCGACACCGCGACCGAACCGGGAUCAAAAAUGGUCUGCGACGACAGGGGGUCGGCGGGGCGGCUCGAGGAGUCCGCCCCCGCCUCCGCCCCCACCUCCGCUCCCGCCUCCGCCCCGCCGGGCACCGCCCCCUGCGAAGAGCGCGGCAACGACGACGACGACGCCCUGUCCCUGUUCGCGGAGAGCAUCACCUGCCUGGACUCGUCGCGGAGACACGACUCCCAGCCCGGAGACUUCGCCGAAUAUGUACCGCGACCGAUAAACGCUAACAAGAAAUCCGAAACUAUCGCUUACCGGCCCUCGCACAUUGAUCGAAAUCAAACGGCGAAAAUAGUUUGCGAGAAACAGAACGCCGAUUCCACCUCGAUGUACAGAGAGACUCGAAACUAUUACGAAAACACGAGCGACGUCGGCGUCGAGGACGAAAGCUCUUGGCCCUGGGCCGGGGCGUCGAGAGCGACCGCCGGGCCCCCCGCGCCCUUCCUGACUCCCGCACCGGCAGUCGAGCUCGGCCCCGAGGAAGCCGGCCGGCCCCUCUUCAUUGCAGACAUAUACCCCGAGCCGAAAAACCUAAAGAGCUUCGUAUUCAUGGGCGUGUGCUUCUACAACCUCGCCUCUAAGUGCAAGCGAGAGUGCUGCCAGUUCCUGCACGCGGAGCUGCCGCCGGGCGUGGUGAGCGCGCGCCUGAGCCGCCUCGACUGCGACGCGGCCUUCGCGCACGAGUACAUGAUUAUGCGCAACUGGGCCGAGCUGCGCAGGAGGUACGGCCUCGCCUACGUGCUGGAGGGCGCGCGCCGCGGCCUCACGCGACUGCUGCUCGAGAUGGCCAUAGACUUCGCCGGGAGGGCCGAUCCCGAGCACCCGGAGGACAAGGCUCUGACGGUGAAAGUUUUGGAAGCGAUCAUGUUGUAUUUAAACACGAUAGACGUCCGCGAGUACGGGGACUUCCUCGAGUUCCCCGCGCCCGGCGGCCGACCUCUCUGCGACAUUUUUAUGGAAACGCUGGCCGGCACACAAAACUUUUCCCGAUUCAAAUCGAUAUUCGUCAAUCUGACAGAGUUCAUGGAGCGCAUCUCGCGACCGUUCGAGUUCGAGGUGGCGUCCUCGCUGCUGGAGCGCGUGUGCAUCCUGCCGCACGAGGAGCGCACCGCGGCCGCCAUGCUGAUCGUGCUGCGCCGCUCCUCGCCCCGCGUGUUGCGCAACGGCAUGAUCGGCCUCUUCGAGCGGCGGGUGGCGGCCGACGAGCGGCUGGCUCGCGACUUCGAGGCGUUGAAGCGCGCCGCGGGGGGGCGCAGCUUCUCCCCCGACACGACGGGCGCUGCGCCGGACUGCGCGAGCGCGGUGGCGACUAACGCGAUAGAUUCCCACCUGGCGGAGUCGUUCAGGAAGGUCGGCUCAGUGAUUCGGCCGGGGUGGAAGAGGUCGGCGGGGCGCCGCGGGGGCUGGUUCGGUGCGCCGGGGCGACUGCGCGGGGCGGCGGCGCACAUCACACCUCCGCGACCACUGUUUAGGUUCCCCAGGAGCAGGCCGUUUCAGAAUUAUCAAAAGAGAUUUAUGCAAGACUCGUAGCAAGGUGAGGCAAGGUGAGGCAAGAUGAGACAAGAUGAGGCAGGGUGAGGCAGGGUGACAGGGUAGGGAAACAUGAUGUGGGCCACGUGUCGCCGCACGCUCUAGUGCUUGUGUUAUUUCAAACAUACAUAAGUAAGAACUUAUUUAAAUUAGUGAAGAAGCAGUGAGCAGCGAGCCGCGCUCACGAUACCACCUCGAAUAAAGUGAGAGAUCGCGGUGAGGAGGGGUGACAUGUGAUACACAAACAGUGUACGAGGACGAGGACGAGGUCGAGGUCGAGUGAUCUCCAUAGGAAGCUGAGCGAGCAGCGGCCGGUUCCGCUGACCUAAACUUGUACUUGUUAUGUUUGAAGACAUUGACAUUUCAAGUUUUGUUAAGUUUGAAGAUGAUUUUAUAGUUUUAAGCGUACGUAGAGUUAAGAUUUUCUUGUUUCCGAUAUUAAAAUCGACAAUUCAGAUUACUCGACAACGUUUAUGUGUGACAUUACAAACGGAACUAUAAAUCCAAAACGACAUUAUUACUUAUUUUUUUAUAUUUUAAGGUUUCGUUUAAAUUAUUUGCCAGUUUUAUAUUUCUAUGUGACUUCAUAGUAGAAAAUAUAUUACUAUUUUCUUCUUAACUUAGCAACAUUGUGAUAAAAUUGCUAGUGUAGUGGGUAAGUUACCUAAGUAAAUAGUUAUAGUACUGUAUAGAGGAGACAGAUGUUAUGUUCACACAAACACACAGACACGCGACAGACGCGCGGCUCGCUGGAGCUCGAUGUGCAGUGUGUAUCGCAGGGUACUUUGCUAUGUAUUAUAGGUGUGGGUACACUCACCUUUCUAACAAUAAACAAUUAUAGACUGAGACUAUACCUCUGACUAGUUCUUGUAUAAUACGCGACCACUACAUUUGCCGACCUCUAUCGUUAACACGGGUAGAAGAUGCUCGAAAGUCGGUGAGAGGCGGCCGGACCGCCUGUCGUCCUCCUCCUCCUCCUCCAGAGUACGGUAUUGUAAACAACACUAUUAAAAAUAGUUUACAGUUUUAUCAUUACAGUUAAGCGAAGCAGAAGGUUGAUAUUUUGUUUCUUGUCUACCAAGAUUAGUCUUAAAACCCCACCAAACUUUUGUUUCACAGAUUUCGUUUUUAAUUACCAGAAAAAAAGAAAAAGGUAUUUUUUUAACUUAAUAAUAGUAACAAAUUAAAAUGUUAAAGUCCUGUAAAAAGCUGGACACAAUAUUAUUGUUAUUUUAUGAAUGACUGUAUGAAGAUCGCAGCGGAGUGAAGUUAUUGUGCGGGAAGUAGAUAUAAAUGUUGCGAUUCUUUUUAUAAAUAUAAUGUGGUUCUAACUAUUAUUGCAAAGUGGAAGCGUUAUCUUUGUGUGUGCACACACGCAACACGCACAAUGGCAUAUUUAUUGCAAUCGUCCAAAAAGUAGUUUCUUUAGGAUCAUUUUCGAUGUUAAUUUUUUUUUAUUUCAUAAAUAUGAUCAGUAUCGGCAAUAAGUAACGCUAUAUUUUUUGCUAUUAAAAAAAAAUAACCCCUAUUUUAGUUGUUCGAAUGUUGAGCUCACAACAAGUGUAAAUUUGUUAUAAGUUUCAGAAGUACUAUUGUUUGUUUGAAAACAUCGACCAUUAAUGUUACAGCUGUAAAUAAAGAAAAAUUAUCAAUGCACUUGCUUUUAUUAAUUUUUUCUUGUGUAACUGACUUGCCAAUGUGUUAAACAUUCUGAUGGAAAUCAAUGGCUUUUUUUUCGUAAUUUGCCAAGAGAAUACCUCAGAUUUCACAAACGAAUUAACAUGUACCUACGAUCAGUUUUAGCUUAACUAUGAACAGAUUUUUGGUGGUAUUUAUCUGCGAUAGUAUAUGGUGUGGUGAAAGAUAGGAUAUAACAAGUUGUAGAAAAAAUGUAGAACCACUUUGAGUACAGUUUUAUUGAUUUGAACUUCGAACUGAUUGUAAAUUAAUAAAAUGCACGAAAUACAAAAAACUAUAGCCUCUUAGCUGACUUUGGCUAGAAGACCAAUUUUACAAUAAUUUAUUUAAUCCUUGCACACAAAUAAAUAAAAAAUGAAACAAACACAAUAAGAAAACAACGAUGCACGUACAGUUUAGAUAAUUAACAAAGUUGUUAUUUUCACUUAUUUAAAAAAUAAAAAAUGUAAUCAACGAAUUCAAUGUCAAGUUUAGGCAGUUUCAGUCAAACGUCAUUAAUGUGUCAGUCAGUGAGGUGAACAUCUGACAGCUGUCAGUUCAGUCGGCACCACACAAUGCUCACCGCGUAUAUUUAGUUCAGACUUUGGACACAAAUAAAAAAAGAACUUUAAACUUACACUUUUACAGCAAAUUGCCUUAAAAUAUAUUCAAUAUUAUAUAAAAAUGAGCACAGACUUAAGCUACCAUAUAAAUAUUAAAUAGUGAGAUAUAAAUAUUGUCACAGAGAAGCUUAAUAUAAAUACUAAGUUAAAAUGUAAGCGAGUAUAAUUUUGGCUUUUAUAAUACUGGAUAUGCGCGAGGGCAUCAGGAGAGGGGGCCACGUGAGCUCCGGCCCUUCCCUAGCAACCUUUUUUUAUUGCCAUUUUAUAAACAUUUUUUCUUUUUUUUUUAAAGGGAUCCACAAAUAGAAUUUCAUUGAAAAGGCUACAAUACUAAAUAAAAAAUGGUGCCUGGAUAA